AUGGAAUCCUGGGACCCUAAGAAAGUCCAACACCUCAUCGCCCGCUCGCCUCCCCACCGACCCUUCCCCUCCUACCUCUCCUCCCCCUUCCCCUCCUCCCUCUCCUCCUCGCUUUCCUCCCACCUCGCCCUCCUCCUCUCCUCGCUCUCCCGCUACGCACGUGCGCUCGACGCGUGGUGGGGAACGGUGGCCGAGGAGACGUUUAAUCUCUCCGAGGAGUUCAAGUACGUUGGCUGGCCGGGCAACUAUGGCAAGGCGGCGGGCGGAGCUGCGGCGGGGAGCGCAGUGGGCGCAACAGGAGCGUCUGCGGGGGGUGGGGGAGCGGGGGAAGGCGCGGGGACGGGGUGGCUUCAAGCAAUUCCCUCUUCGCCCAUGCAUCUCCUCCCAUCUCUACUCACGUCCCUCCUCUCGUCACUCUUCUCCCAUCCCUCCGUGCGUGCAGUGGUGGCGGCGGUCAACGGCCUCUUCUCUCUGCUUCUCAUCGACUCCCUGCUCUCGGGUGCCUGCAUCCCCCUCUUCCACGACUGCCAUUCCCACCCUCUCGGCCAUGCUGCUGCUGCUCUUGUAACCUAUGACCUGUCCAACAUUAACCACACUCGCCACACAGCAUCCCUCCGGUCCCUCCACCAACCCUACUCCACCGGUUUCCACCACUCUGCACACAGCAGCAGCAGACAAAGUCUCUUGCAGCAGCAGCAAGACGAGCAUCAGUUUGAGGAGGGGUAUCAGGAGAGGCAGGGAGGAGAAGAAGAAGAGGUCCUAGAGGAUGGAUCAGACAUGCCCAUGCAGCAUGAUCAGAAUAAGGAUGAAAACAAUGGGAGUGAUGGGAGUGAAGAUGAGAGCAGUGGGAGUAAAGAUGGAACGCCCGGGGAUGACACCCAUUCAUCUGCAGCUCUCACAGCCUCUGCUGCCUCCGCUGCCUUCUUCCUUUCUAGAUUAGCCCGAUUGCCAGACGUUCAUGUCACCCCGUACCCUGACGUGCCAGGGGCGUACAUCCUGCAAACACCAUCCGCUUCCCCCACACCCACACCCUCAUCCUCCUCCUCCUCUUCCUCGUCGUCCUCCGCUCAUCUUCAAUAUGCUAUCACCGACCCGUCACUCGAUCCCACCUCCACUAGCACCACCGCCACCACCACCAUUCCUCAUCCCCCGCCACGCUGCGCCCUCCUCCUGCGGGACGUGUGCUACGUGCACAUGCAGGGCGCCAGUCGCCUGCACCGCAGCAGUGCCGGUGUGUGGUUCGACCGCGAGGCGCUAGAGAGCGCUCUGGCAGGGGACCUGGGCGGACAGGCCAUCCACGCUGCCUCUGACCUGUCUAAGAUCAACCUGGGGCUCGUGCAGCAGUGUGCUGCUGGGGAAGGUAGCGGUGCAGGUGGGGGGGAAUCGAGUACGAGUGGUACUGGUGGGAGUGGGACAGGUGGUGAUGGGAGCAGCAGCAGCAGCAGCAGCAGCAGUGAGGUUGCUGACGUGGACUCCAUUGCUGAAGCGCUCUAUGAGAAGAUGGGGGGGUUUCUGAGUGCGGAUGAAAUGGCAUUCUAUGCCGCCUCUAGUGCCUCUCAAGGAAAGCAAGUUUUCCGCUCAUCUGCUCUCUCUCCGCCGCCCGCCCUCCACUUGGCCGUCGUCCUGCCUUCGGCUGGGCGGCAGAGUGAGUUUGCUGACCUGGCAGAUGCGCUGCAUGACGUGGCACUCCACCUGCCGACCAUUUCCAAGCCCAGCUCCCACCACCAACUUUCUUACCACAUGGCUGGUUCAAUCAAAAUAAAGGGCCUGCAAGAUAGGAUGGCGAAUGCAGGGGAGGUGGCGGAGCUGGUGCGAGCCAUGAUGCCGAAGCUCACUGUGGAUGUUGUCACUCUCUCCAAUCGCUCCUUCAUCGAGCAAGUCGCCAUUAUGAAGCGCACGGCUCUGCUAAUCGCCAUGCACGGCCCAUCCCUCGCCAACACCCUCUUCCUCCCCCCCAACGCCACGCUCCUCGAGCUCUUCCCCCCGCACCUCCACUCCCCCCACCACUCCUCCCUCGCCGCCGCAUCCCGAGUCCACUACUACAGCUGGCACAACACACACCCUCUCAACACCACAUACACCUCUGACUGCAUGGCACGGGGGCAGUACGCCCUCCUGCCUGCGGCCCUGUGUGCGGGAAAACCGGAGUGCCUGGCGUGUGUGAGGGACCGGUCGGUGACGGGGGUGCAUCUGGGGGAGGUGAGGGGCGUGCUGAGGAAGAUUCAGCAGCCGCUGCGGGCAUUCUUCCUGGCUGCCAGUGUCAAGCACAGGCACAGGCGGAGAGGCAUCCUGUAUGGAUCUAGUAGUAGCUAG
Molecule: messenger RNA, 2313 nt
Organism: Closterium sp. Naga37s-1
Lineage: Eukaryota; Viridiplantae; Streptophyta; Zygnematophyceae; Desmidiales; Closteriaceae
Source: the annotation of a GenBank genome assembly